AGAGUCUAGCGAGGCGUUAACUAGUUCAGACCGCUAAUCACUAUUCAAUUUAUAUAUAGAGACAGAGCCCCUCCCACCCCCCUUUAAUCAAAUGAACAAACGGGUUCUUCGUGUAUGGAAUUUUGGAUUAACAGUGAAUUUUUUUUCUGUGGGUGAUUAUUCGUGAUCGUGUGUUGUGAUUUGUAAAAGGAAAAUAUAAAAUAAAAUGUGGCUCCAGAGGUGAUUUUUUGUAAAAGAGAGAGGGAUAUUUUAGGAUCUUGAAUUGUAAUUUUCUGAGAGGAUUUAUAAACUGUCAGUUUGUUAUUUAUAUAUAAAUAAAAAAUAUAGUAAUAAUAAAUUAUUCAUAUAUACAAGAGCGGGAAAUGAAUUAGUGAACAAAUUGUCCCCCGAGGAGAGGGGAAAGAAAAUUUUCUGCAAAGUUUUAUUGUGUCUAAAAAUCCUGUAUCAUUUGAAACAGGGGAAGAAUUUUGGGAAAGUGAAAUAUCAAAAAACUGUUGAGAUUUAUUUUCCUAUAGUGCAAAAAAUCAAAAGUGAUCACGACGCACCAAACACAGAAUCCAAGUUGUCCAGGAGGCGACGGAAGUGGAGGGGAAGGUGGUGGUUGUCGAGGUGAAAAAUUGCUGCCCUAUGCUGCUGUAGCAAAUGUGAUAAAAGAGGUGGUACACCAGGAGGCGGAGGUCGACGAGGUUAAGAUGGAAGCAGAGGAUCACCUCGCCAGAGAAUACGUUCAAGAGUUUGUUCUCGACCAUCUUGAUCCCGCCGACGUCAAGCGAGAGGUACGUCUAAUCUCACCGGCAAGCAUGGUGAAUCCAAACGGACAACUACCAAGUCAACCACAUGGGCUCACUUUGGCUCCAUUGACACCACCGGCGCAUGAAUUGGAGCAGCCUCAUCCUCUCUAUGGCCAGCCUCAUAUCCAAGUGCAACAUGGGGUCCUUGUUAAAGCGCCGCCUGGUGCAGCUUCUCAUCUGACGACACUCUCGCAUCCUGGCACACCACCUGAUACACCACCUGUUUCGGCUUCACCACCACCAUUACAAUUACAUCGUGGGGAACGUGAUCACAGGGAUAGAAAUGGUUUAUUGUUGCAACUUCAACAACCGAGUUCAUUAGUGCAAGAUGAGAUACCAGUUGGAUCGGGAGGUAUGGGCUGGCUCACGCAGUCUUUGAGGCAGGAACCCCUGGACUUAAGACCACACUGUCCACAGGAUCAAACACCAGAACCACCUCCCGAGCAUUGGACUUCGGCACCUUCGCACCAUCACUUUCAGGAAUUGCAACAUAUCCCGCGUCAUAUGAGGCAUGCCGGUGGUUACAUCACAAUGCCAAGUCACCUGGAUUAUUAUGGUGGUGGAGGUUCAGGUCCAGGGGGUGGAAUGUUACCAGGUGGUGGAGUUGUUAUGCAAUCGAUGGAUGACAGUAUGCAGGGAAUGCCAAUGCAACCCGGAAGGCCAUUGAGUGUUUGCUCAGUGAGUUCCUGCAGUGCAAAUGGUCAACCCCACGGGCAACCAAAAGGCAUCAGCAGCUCGUACUCUAAUUGCGGCAGCAAUGGCUCUUCCGUGCUUAUGUCUGACGAGGUCCUCAUGUCGCUUUCCGUUCGCGAAUUGAACAAACGUCUUCAGGGGUAUCCAAGGGAUGAGGUGGUUCGUUUGAAGCAGAAGAGACGCACUUUAAAAAACAGGGGUUACGCACAAAAUUGUCGCAGUAAACGACAACAGCAACGUCAGGAUUUGGAAACAACAAAUCAAAAUCUACAAAAUAAAUUGCAACGAAUGCAAUUAGAAAUUGACCAAAUUCGACAGGAACGUGAUUUAUAUAAGCAACGAUGGGAAAUUUUAAGGGUACGACAAAAUCAUAAUCAUCAUAGUCAUAAUCACAAUCAUAGUCAUCAUCAGCCCCCGCCACCACCACCAUCACAACAACAACAGCAGCAGCAACAACAUCAAGCUCAAAAUCAACAUCAUCAACAACAUCAACCUGCACCUGCAAGUCCUGAGGUUUAUCUGUGACAAAGACAACGUCGAGGGGGUGCUUGCUGGACUUGAAAAAUCCUCUCGCGUUUCCAUUAAAUUGGUGAGUAAUUUUUCAAUUCGUGUGUAUAGAAACUUAAAUAUAUUAAAUAUUCUAUGUAUAAAGACGGAUAAAAUUAUAUUUCCGGAAGAAAAAAUUCUAUCGAUUUCUCAAUUGAAGCUUUUCUUUAGUCAAUAUAAAGUAAAAAUUGUGUGUUUGACAUUACAUUUUACUAUUACAUAAAAAUACGUUCAGAAAAAAAUAAUAUCAUACUUAAAGAAAAUUUUUUUAUCUUAUCACAUUAUCCUCUUAAAAGAAAAUUAUCUUCCUUCUAUGGAAAAGAUUUCAUUCCCUAUUUAGUAUGGUCCAUUAUAUAGGCUUUUUCUCUUUUGAUAAAAGUUUUGAUUCAAUAUAUUGAGGGAAAUAAUCUUAAAUUUUUCUUAUAAUUUUUACCUCACUGUUAAAAAAUCAAAGCUCUGUUUGAAAAAAAUGUUUCAAAUAAUCUAUUCGAAAAUUUUACGAAAACAAACCUAAAAUGAUCUGCAUUCGUAAAAAAUCAUUUCGAACGAAAAAGACAAAUCUGAAAUCAGUUCAGUAAUUCUAUGAAAAUAGACCGCAAUUAGCUGGCAUAAAUUUUGUUUUAGUUUUGAUAAUGAUCUUAAUCCUAAAUGAGCCUAGAAAAAUCAAGAAUAUAUAUUCACAAAAUCAACAGUUAGUACGAUAUAAAAUUAAAAUUUGAAAUAAUCCGAAAUCUGUAUCUACACGAAGAGAUUGUACGGAGAAACAUCUUGAUUGUAGUGGGUAACAUAACUAUAUUUUUUGUUACAUCUUUGAUGGUACAGAGUAGCAUAAUGGUGGUACCGGAUAACAUCUACUUUUAACCAUAUUAAGAUCAUAAGAUCUUACCAUCUAUUUCUCUCCUUGUAGAGAUCACUCCAAAUUUAGUUUUGUUUCGAAAUGUAAGAAAUUCGUUCUUUGUGCGUAAUAGUUUGCAAAAAGUGCGGUUCAAAAUCCUAAUCCUAUAUGAGUCCGCAAUAAUCAAGAAUUUAAAUAUACACAAUUUGCAAAUAAACAAUUUUUGUCUGGUGAGAAAUAUUAAUUUAAAAAAGAUUCCGAAUAAUCCACAUUUUGUAUGUACAAAAUCCGUAAUUAAUUAGCAACAAUCUGCAGUUUAUUAUGCUCACUAGUUUCUGACAGUUACGCGCUAAAUGCUAACUUUUUUUCAUACAGAUUAUAGAUUUGGUUUUUUCACCUGUCUAAAUUGAGACUAUUUUGUAUUAAAUGCGGAUUUCUUACAAAUCAAUUUCUGAUUAUUUCGAAUUAUAAUUUCAAAUUUGAAUAGUGCUUUUUCAAAAUUAGUCCGAAAUUUUAACCAGAACAACAAUCUAGAUUCAGUGCGUUCAAAAAUUUGUUUCAAUAAGAAAUGCACAAUAGUUCGGCAUCCAUGGUUAAAAUUCCAGACUGCUUUCGGACUAAUACUAAAUUAGUCCGGGACAGUCCGGUUUAUGGUCAGAUUUUUGUCAUCGGGAAUUAGUCCGGUUAAGUCCGAAAUUUGACAGAUUUGUGUAACUAGUGAAUCAGGAAUUAAUUAGACCUAAUUCGAAGUCAGUCCAAUCAAACGUAACUAAUGAAUGCAGAUUCUUAAUUUACUAAUUAUACUGGUCAGAUUAACUUUUGAUUCAACGGAAGUAAUUUCACAUUCACUAGUUGUGUAUAAUCAAAUUAAGUUCUGACUUGACAAGACUAAUUCUGGAUGACAAACAUCUGACUAUAAACCGGACUGCUUCGGAUUAAUUCUAUAUUUCGGAAUUUAGAUUAAUAUCAUUUUCUAUGAAAAUAAUAGUACUUUACAUCAACAUUUCUUAAAAGCGAAAUUAUCUAUAGUUUUGCUUUACAAGAUUGACACUUGAAGUAUAAAUUGUCCAAUUUUUUACAUAAAUAUGUUGCUAUAAAAUUUAAUAAAUUUUCGUAAAUCAGAUUCAGGAGGUUGUCUAUUAAUAAUAAUAUUUCUACGAUAUCUCUAGGGAGUCUCUUGAAAAUAUCCCUAAAUUUUCAUUGAAAUAAAGUUUUAUCAAAUUACAAAAAAAAAAUAUUAAAUUAAAUUUUAGAGAAAUAAUAAAGACUUAUUUAUAAACCGUAUAAAUUUUCUUAUUGACAAAUGAAAGCUUCAAUUUAGUGAUUACGAUAAAAGCCUGGAAACUGGUUUCAAAUUGAAAAAGUAUGAUUAAGUGCAAUAAGUUCGUCCCUGUUGUGAUUAUGUUAAUAAUUAUAAAAAAAUUAUCUUUAGGUCGUAUUGAUCUUGUGAUCUUUGACUAACCUCUAAACAAUAUGUAUGUGGGGUAUCAGCAAUGUUAUAAUAUUCUUUAUCGAAUGCUGUCCAAUGUUUACAAUGUUUAUUACAUUGAAAGCUUUGCCAUUACAUUGAAGUAUUAUUUGCUAUUAAAUUGUUAUUCGCGAAACGGAGAAACUCAAAAAAUAUUAUUUUUCUAAUAUAU
This is a messenger RNA of Leptopilina boulardi, 4505 nucleotides long. RefSeq names its product voltage-dependent P/Q-type calcium channel subunit alpha-1A (gene tj). Gene Ontology annotation, biological process: regulation of transcription by RNA polymerase II. The record is from RefSeq and is a predicted model, not a curated record. Bases 693 to 2009 code for a protein of 438 amino acids. Gene Ontology annotation, cellular component: nucleus. NCBI's taxonomy places the organism in Eukaryota, Metazoa, Arthropoda, Insecta, Hymenoptera, Figitidae. The transcript is spliced from 5 exons. Gene Ontology annotation, molecular function: RNA polymerase II cis-regulatory region sequence-specific DNA binding; DNA-binding transcription factor activity, RNA polymerase II-specific.